Messenger RNA from Glycine soja, 1410 nucleotides. RefSeq names its product GDSL esterase/lipase At1g29670-like. The record is from RefSeq and is a predicted model, not a curated record. Gene Ontology annotation, molecular function: hydrolase activity, acting on ester bonds. Lineage: Eukaryota; Viridiplantae; Streptophyta; Magnoliopsida; Fabales; Fabaceae. The coding region runs from base 74 to 1168 and encodes 364 amino acids. The transcript has 5 exons.
AUCCACUCACACUCUAGCUCCCAAUUAAAAGCAAUAUAGUUUGUUUAAUUGUUGCUUCAUUUCUAUUGUGUGAAUGGCAUUUGGGAAGUUCAUUAUGAAUAUAGGGGUAGUGGCAAUGGUUCUGGGUUUAUGGAUUCGGGUUGGAUUUGCACAACAAGUACCUUGCUACUUUAUUUUUGGAGACUCUUUGGUGGAUAAUGGGAACAACAACCAGCUUAACUCACUGGCUAAGGCUAAUUAUCUCCCUUAUGGGAUUGACUUCGCUGGUGGCCCAACUGGAAGGUUUUCCAAUGGAAAAACCACUGUUGAUGUAGUCGCUGAGCUUUUGGGAUUCAACGGUUACAUUCGUCCAUAUGCAAGGGCUAGAGGCCGAGAUAUACUUAGUGGAGUCAAUUAUGCUUCUGCAGCUGCCGGAAUUAGAGAAGAAACUGGACAGCAACUGGGAGGCCGAAUCAGUUUUAGAGGGCAGGUGCAAAAUUACCAAAGAACAGUGUCCCAGAUGGUAAAUUUACUGGGAGAUGAGAACACAACUGCAAAUUACCUGAGCAAGUGCAUUUAUUCAAUUGGAAUGGGUAGCAAUGAUUACCUUAACAACUAUUUCAUGCCUCUAAUCUAUUCCAGCAGCAGGCAAUUCACACCACAGCAGUAUGCUGACGUGCUUGUUCAAGCAUAUGCUCAACAACUGAGGAUUCUUUACAAAUAUGGGGCAAGGAAAAUGGCCUUGUUUGGUGUUGGUCAAAUAGGUUGCAGCCCUAAUGCACUGGCCCAAAACAGCCCAGAUGGUAGAACAUGUGUGGCAAGAAUCAAUUCUGCAAACCAAUUAUUCAACAACGGGUUGAGAUCUCUUGUUGAUCAACUCAACAACCAGGUUCCGGAUGCAAGAUUCAUCUAUAUAAACGUUUAUGGUAUCUUUCAAGAUAUCUUAAGCAACCCAUCUUCCUAUGGAUUUAGGGUCACAAAUGCUGGGUGCUGUGGGGUAGGAAGGAACAAUGGUCAAGUUACAUGUCUGCCUCUGCAAACCCCAUGCAGGACCAGGGGUGCGUUCCUGUUUUGGGAUGCAUUUCAUCCAACUGAGGCUGCCAAUACCAUCAUUGGUAGGAGAGCUUACAAUGCUCAAUCUGCAUCAGAUGCUUACCCUGUUGAUAUCAAUCGCUUAGCUCAGAUCUAAAGAGGGUCUUGUAGUAGCCAUAAGCUGUGCCGUGAUAACUAUAAUUGUAAUGUUUGUGUAGUCUUCGCAUCCUUUUCUUGUUCAGGUUUUAAAUGUUUGUGUUCAGAAGUCUAAGUGUAAUUUGGCAUAAAAAUUUUGGUUAAGAAAUUUGCAUAUUUUUUAGUGAGUACUACUUGUUGGCUGAUGUUAUGUAUAUUUUCAUCCAAAGUGAAUAAAAUGACAAGAAAUUGUUUGCUUUCAAA